CCUAAUGUUGAAACUUUUAUUUUAUACUCCUUGUCUCAAAAAUUUUUUUCUGUUUUGACUUUUUUUGUUAAACUAGUAAUACUCUUUGACAACAAAUUAAACUUAAUUUGAAUAUAUAAGUGUUAUAAAAACUUGAUAUAUCCUUCCCCUACUUUUAGUACGUGAUCCUUAGUAAGCAUGUUAUAUCAUUUCUUUGUUUCUAAAUUUGAUCCAAAUCCUAUAAUAAUUUAUUUCACCACCUAGGUUUGGACCGGUUGACAUGGGGAAUUGACUCUUUUCAAAAAAAGCCGGGUUAGGAUUGGUUCUGAUUUUUAAAGGACUCGUCCCGUGUUGAUAUAACAAGCCAGGGCCGGAUUUGAAAGAAUUUGAAUGGAGUUCCCGGAAUCUCUAUCGAGAAAGGUUUGGAUCAUACGCAGUGAAAAGGAUUUCCACAGUGCGUGUCGGACUUAUAAAGCACUGAACAUUGGUUUGAAAUGUGCCUUUUCACCAGUGCUCCCUCGAGAGAGGGUAGAAAAAUUACUGGCUGCUAACAUCGCGAGCUCAAACAUUGACGUGCAAGUACUAGAAGUAGAAGGGCUGCCCGAAGAGGGCCCAAAAGAAGAGGGCCCAAAAGAAGAAAGCCAACUUGAUUUUCUUGCCAAUUGUUUCACCUCAGGGUGCAUCUUCCUCUUGGCUGCUGCGUCAACUGCUGUGGUGCUGGGUUUACUAACACUAGCAUCAAAAGAGUUGAGAAUCACUGUGAGACUCCCAGCGAUUAGAGUGGGUCCUCUCCGUGUUAAGUUGUACUCCUUCCGUCCCAAUUUAAAUCGCCGGUUUUUAUUUUUGGACAUAUUUAAGAAAAAUAAAAAAUAAAGUUGAUUUUCCGAAAUUGCCAUUACUUUUUAGAAGGGGUGAUGAUGAAUGUGAAGAUAAAGUGAAGAAGAGUGACUUAUUUUAGUGGUAGUUUAGGUAUUUUAUUUUUAAAAGUUUACGAAAACAACUAACAGGCGACUUAUUUUGGGACGGAGAAAAAAGGCAAACCGGCAAUUUAAAAUGGGACGGAGGGAGUAGCACAAGGGAGAACACUUUCUCAAUUUGAUAUAUAGUUGCAGAUUCAUUCAACCAUAUAUGGUUUGACGUUAGCUUUUUCUUCUGGAACACGAAAAUUUUUGUUCUUUGAAUUUUAAAUGAAUAGGCCUCGUGUGAGGUUUAUCUAAAUAGCACCGGUCUGUAUUUGUUUCCUUUUAAUUUAUAUUUAUCUUUAGAUUUCUGGUUGAAUUGAGUAUCAUGUUUUCAUCGUUAAUAUAGUCAUUAUCCCGGCCUUGUGUUACUGAAUAAUAUGGUUACUGAUAC
Messenger RNA from Cuscuta campestris, 1332 nucleotides. Lineage: Eukaryota; Viridiplantae; Streptophyta; Magnoliopsida; Solanales; Convolvulaceae. The record is from the annotation of a GenBank genome assembly.